Messenger RNA from Meloidogyne enterolobii, 486 nucleotides. Lineage: Eukaryota; Metazoa; Nematoda; Chromadorea; Rhabditida; Meloidogynidae. The record is from the annotation of a GenBank genome assembly.
AUGAUUUGUUACUUCCAAAUGUUUAUUUUAUUAACAUCUUUAUUCCUUUGUUUUGGAGAGAUAAUUGCAAAUGGAGAGGCGGGUCAUAAUAAUGAAGAAAUUGGAAUGGAAAAAAGAAUGCUUUCAUAUGCUGAUUUAAUGAACAAUUUUGGAGGACCUAGUGCUCUCGAUUUGGCGGGUCAGGGCCUCCUUAUAGACGAUGAAAGACCAAAACGAGAACAAAAUUAUAAUAAUGACGAUGUACAUAUAAUGACUCUUUGGAAACGAUCACCUUCCUAUGGACCUUCUUUCUUUAACACAGCUGGUGAUUUGACUAAAAAGGAUGAUUUUAUUGCGCCAGGAGUUUUGAGAUUCGGGAAGAGAAUGCCUGGGGUUUGGAUCUUAUAUUUAAAUUUUAUUAAAGAAAUUUUAUUACACUCGAACCUCUCAUUUAUAGAUAACCCCAAUAUUAUUUACAGCUCUAAUUGGGUUGCGUUUAAUAUUUAG